ACUACACACCCCAGCAUUCCUCACACCUAGGCAGAGUACACAAUAAACAUGGCGGCUUCCAUGUAGCACUUCCCCUGGUUAGAAAGCCUUCUGGUGACAGAUUUGCACUUUUUGACUAGAAAUGUUUGGGGACUUGUUUGAAGAAGAGGAAGAUUUCUCAUUCCUAUCAAACAGCACAACUAGUAAUGGCAAAAAGGCAAAACCCAAAGAUUCCGAAGUACUGGAACCGUGUGGAGAGACCAAACUAAGUGGCCUUAGGAACCAGGGAGGUACAUGCUACCUAAACUCUCUGCUACAGACUCUGCUUUUUACCCCAGAAUUUAGAGAAGCCCUUUUUGCCUUGAGUCCUGAAGAGCUUGGAUCCCUGGAAGAUAAAGAUGUGCCAAAUUCCAAGGUUCGGAUCAUUCCAUUACAGUUACAACGACUGUUUGCUCAGCUUCUCCUCGUGGAUCAACAGGCCGCAUUAACCACUGACCUCACAAGCAGCUUUGGCUGGGAUAACAGUGAGGAGACUGGCCAGCAGGAUGUCCAAGAGUUAAAUCGGAUACUAUUUAGUGCCUUGGAAAGCUCUUUGGAAGGCACCUCUGGUCACAACCUCAUCAAGAAUUUUUACCAUGGCACUGUAGUAAACCGUAUAAAUUGCCGGGAGUGUGGCUAUGUUAGUGAGAGGCAGGAAGAUUUCCUGGACCUCACAGUGGCUGUGAAGGGAAUGUGCAGCUUGGAGGAGUCUUUAUACAACAUGUUUGUGGAGGAAGAAAUAUUUUACGGUGACAACCUUUACCGUUGUGGAGCUUGUCACAAUCUUGUCCCUGCAGCUAAGUCAGCAAAGCUAGGAAAGUUGCCACCAUUUCUCACUCUCUCUCUUCUAAGGUUUAAUUUUGACUUUAAUAAGUGUGAGCGCUACAAAGAGACGUCAUGUUAUGCCUUCCCCGCCCGGCUAAACAUCCGGCCUUUUUGUGAGCAGCAAAACCUGGAUGAUGCUUUACAAAUGUAUGAGCUCUUUUCAGUUAUUAUACACAAGGGCAGUUGCUAUGGAGGCCAUUAUCAUGUGUAUAUCCGGGAUGUGGAUGAAUUAGGAAACUGGGGAUACCAGGAAGAGGAAAAAAGGAUGCCAAUGACAGGGGGUGCUGGGGAAGAACAGGACUGUCCUGCUGUUACACUUGCUGUCAUCAUAGCAGAGGCUGGAGCAGAUAAAAUGCUUCCAUUGGAUCAACUGAGCCAGAAACUGCUGGAGCACACAGGAUCCUCUUGGAAUAAGGUCUAUAGGAAGAAACAUGGAGCUCUCCGUAAGUUUCUGCAGAAUCAUCCCUCUGUCUUUCAGUUGAGCUCUGAUGGAUCUUUGGUGGGGUUAGCUCAUACAGAAAAUGCCAAUGAUCCUCAGUGCUGUAAGCCAAGCAGUUCAGGAAAAAUCCAAGCCCCACAGAGAGGUGCUAGUCACUGGUUCGAUUUCAAUGACUCAACCGUUAAAUGUAUCCAGGAACGGGAAAUUGAGACACAGUUCCAGGGAAAAGAGAGUGCAUAUAUGCUUUUCUACCGCAAAAGCCAAUUAAAGAGACCUAAAGAAGCUAAAGGCAAUGCACAGUUUGGAAUCCCUGACUACAUGAUACACCAGAUGAACCAAAUAAAUGAGGAACUUAAGCAGAAAAGGAAGGAUUCCGACACAGAAGCCCAUCGGAUGAACCUGCGUCUUCACCUUUCAUCUUGCUAUCACUUUGAAAAUGGUGCUUUACACCCAAUGGUCUCCCAAGGUGACAGCACAUUGGAGAUAAGUGUAGAUCGACGUGGGACUGUGGCAGACCUGAUAAAAACAGUUUUUGAGCUUGUGGACAAGGCAUUGGAAGGACAAGUGCUGAGCAUUGCCAAGCUUCUGCCAGCAGGGUUCCAUAUCUUUGAGACCUUGUGCGAUGUUGAACAGUCUUUGUCAAGAACAGGAAUAAAAGAUGGAUGUGACCUAUUUGUGUGGGAUGGAAAUCAGGUCGGUGGUCUGCCUGUACACAGCGGUCCAGACUGUACACCAGUACUUUUAACCAUCAUGCGUCCAUGUAAAGACCAGAGCAAUGGCUCCUCACAAAAGUACUUGGAGAGCCAGAGAGUCUUCCCAUCGAAUUUAAACUUGAGAGCCGUGCAAAACAAGUUGUCUGGUAGUCCGUCACUGGAGUCACUGUUGUGCUCUCCAUCCACAGAAAAUAGUGAAGGCUGGAGUGUUUUUGCAUUGGAUGACUUGGACAAAACCCUUAACAUGUUGGGGCUUAAGGACGGAAGUUCUCUGCUGCUGUUAGAUUUCCAUGAUGAAAGCGAAAUGGUUAUUGCUACAGAAAACAAUUCAAUUGAAGAUCUGAACCUUUACUACAUUCACAUCCAGGAUUGGUGUACAUCUGCAGAAGAAAAGAAAACCGUUCAAAUAUCUGUAGAUCCUAACUCUGCUGUGUUUUGUGUCCACCAGAAAGCUGUUGAAUUGUUGGAAUUACAUGAGCAUACUGGUGAUACCUGCCUAAGACCCAUCCACAGAAGUGGGCGAUUGCUUCCACCAGUGCCAGAGGAUGUCACAAUGCAAGAGGCAGAACUUAAACCUGGAAGCACCCUGGGAGUGUUCAGAGGAAAAGCACCUGGUGCCUCAGAAAUCUUCAUGUCCUUUGUUCUUGGCACUGAACUUCAUGAAGGACGAGAGCAAGAAAUUAUCCUGGAAGAAACACUAACCGUGAAAGAGUGUUUACAACAAAUGCUUCGGAAGGCGAGUUUACCAAUUGAAGCUGGCUGGCACCUUAGGAAAAUGGACUGGUGUUAUGAAGCUGGAGAUCCCCUAACUGAAGAAGACUCUUCACUGAAGGAUUUAAACAUACAACCUGGAGACACAUUUGUAAUUACAGAGGGAAGACUCCCACCCAAGGGAUUUCUAAAGUUACCCGUUUGGUUGUACUGUCCACAAAUGGAACAGAAUUCUGUCAAUCAUGUCUUCAGUUGCCGGGGAGCCCUGCAGAUAUCUCAAUCAGGGGAUGCUUCUUCUCAUGAAGAGCCAGACUCUGAAUAUUCUUUUGUGGGUCAUGUAGAGAUAUCCAAAGAGGCUUCUGUUCAAGAGCUUAAAAUUCAGGUUAUGACUCUACCACUUUUUGAUGCCCUUGGCAUUCCUUCUCCUGAUUUUCUUCGUGUCUGGACUUUAGAAAACAAACGGUUGGCAAAAAUAUUGCGCUUCAAUCAAUUGCAGAUCAGUGACCACAAACUGGGAAUCAGGACAAUGCUGUGUGUGGAGCCUCUGCAGGUAGAGGAGUGUCUUGGCCCCCAGGAUCUGCUCCUGAGAGUCCAGAUUUCCGUGCCAGGAGAAUAUCGAUAUUUUCCCCCAAUGGACAUUGCAUGGAAUACCUCUCGUGGAUGUACCACCUCGGCUCUUCUUCAGAGAAUUGCCACCCACUGUGCGCUUUCAGUGGACAAAGUGGAGAUUGCAAAAUACUUUUCAGAGAAACACGAAUGGCUCCCAAUUUCAAGCUGGACUCAACAUGUUUCCAAAAAGAAGAAGAAAAAGAAAUCUGAGAACUUGCAAGGGGCACCAUACUAUUUGAAGGAUGGGGAUAUAAUUGGUGUAAAGAACCUUCUACUGGAUGACAAGAUAGACUUCAGCUCAGAGAAUGAAUAUAUUGCCAAGGAAAAGCAAAGACAACGUGCAGAAAGCAAGAAAAAUAUUCCACCAUCUAAUUGCAAUCAAAAAGUUCAGCCAAGUGGACGGAAGCCGGAAAGUUCUCUCUCCAUCCGAGUGGGAGUGUUCAGAUAGCACAAACUUGCUCCCAUGGUUGGAGCAUGAAAUACAGAAUCUCUUUCCCCUUUAACUCAGGGAUGAACUUAAAAUAUACUGUCACUAGGAGGCAGUGUGAUGUUGUGGUAUAAUUCUAUAGUUCCCCCUGGAGGUCAGAACCAGGUGCUGCAUUUCUGCUGCAGGAGUAUGGGUGCUUGUAGCUGACCUCAGCUGCAAAACAGUCAGGAAAAUUUCUGUGUAUGGAGGUGCCUUCUCUUUUCUCAUGAUCUGCUGUACAUCACCUGGAAUUGAUUUCUUUAAACUGCUGCUAUAAGAAAUAAGGAAAACCUAUAGCUGUAUUUCUUGCAAUCAGGUUUAAACAUGAUUGACCCUGCCUCCAUUUUUUUUUUUAUUAUUAUUUUAUGUUACUUGUCAGUUCUAUAUGGUUAAUUUUUCUAUAGGAUUACAUUCCCAUGCUUUAUUGGGGAGUCAACAGCUAUAGGAAUAAAGGGAUAAUCAUGCGCAAUUCUUUUAAAGAUUUAA
Rana temporaria (common frog) is the source of this 4267-nucleotide messenger RNA. It is a transcript of the gene USP40, whose product is annotated as ubiquitin specific peptidase 40. NCBI's taxonomy places the organism in Eukaryota, Metazoa, Chordata, Amphibia, Anura, Ranidae. The transcript has 32 exons. Gene Ontology annotation, biological process: protein deubiquitination. Gene Ontology annotation, molecular function: cysteine-type endopeptidase activity; cysteine-type deubiquitinase activity. Bases 122 to 3763 code for a protein of 1213 amino acids. The record is from RefSeq and is a predicted model, not a curated record. Gene Ontology annotation, cellular component: cytosol; nucleus.